Molecule: messenger RNA, 5486 nt
Organism: Dermacentor silvarum
Lineage: Eukaryota; Metazoa; Arthropoda; Arachnida; Ixodida; Ixodidae
Gene: DNApol-alpha180
Product: DNA polymerase alpha catalytic subunit
Exons: 37
Coding region: 96-4520 (1474 amino acids)
Biological process (GO): leading strand elongation; mitotic DNA replication initiation; lagging strand elongation
Cellular component (GO): alpha DNA polymerase:primase complex
Molecular function (GO): DNA-directed DNA polymerase activity; single-stranded DNA binding; purine nucleotide binding
Source: RefSeq, a predicted model, not a curated record
UUGGCGGGCAAUCACAGUUCCUGUUUACACUGGUUUCGCGCCAAAUUUCUCUCACGCUGCGCUUUCACCGUUUUUGCACCAGGUACGCGUAAAGCAUGGAAGAUGAUUCUGACUCGUUCGUCAAAAACAGAGCGAAGCGCCAGAGGCCCGAUAAAGCAGGCAGGUUUGCCGCGCUCGAGAGACUCAAGCAAGUCAAGCAAGGAACUCGGAGCAAAUAUGAACUCAAAGAAGAAACUUCAGUUUAUGAUGAAGUGGAUGAGAACGAAUAUUCCCGUCUCGUACAAGAACGUCAAGAGAAAGACUGGAUCAUUGAUGACGACGGAACUGGUUACGUAGAAGAUGGGAGAGAAAUUUUUGACGAUGACGUUGAAGAAGCGGCGUAUGAUGCUCCCAAGAAAGCCAAAGCGGCCACCAAGAACGCCUACCGGCCUCCAAAUGCGAAAAAACCAGGAGAAAAGGCUGGCACCAUUGCAGCUAUGUUCAGUGCGCAACAGCCAAAGAAGAAAACAGAGAAAAACAUUACCGUGAAUGAUGAUGAGCUUAUCAACAGCAUUUUUAAUUCUGUGACAAGCACAAGUAGUAUGGAAACUUCACCAGCGGCCCAUUCCUUCCGGCCAAAAGAUAAGGUUGUACAGCAACCCUCACUAUCAAGGUCACCACUCAACCCAUUCGCCAAGGAUAAACCCAAGAGCCAGCCUUUGAGGGAAUCCAUGAAGCCACGUGCCAUCAAUUAUGAGAAUGCCAACACCAGCAGCUACACGGAACUAAAGAAACCCCGUGUCAAGGAGGAGCCAGUCGAUAUAGAUGAGUUUUACAGUGAAGAUGUCAUGCAGGACAGCCCACACAUUGAUGAGGAUUCCCCUGCUGAUGCAGCAGUCAAGCAUGAAGGCUAUCCAACUGAGGAAGACUUGUCAUGUUUUGCUGAUGAAGGGGAUGACGACUUCCGGGCAGAAUUUGAAAGUGAAGCUGUCAAGACAGAAACCAAAGUUAGCCUCAAAGAAGAGGCUAAGAUUACCAUCAAGCAAGAUGCAGCGAAGGAGGUUAAGAAUAGCUUCCCUCAGUGGAAUGGUCUGCAUGAAAGUGAAGUUGUGCCAACUGCUGAGGUUUGCCUGGAUGGUUUACCUGUAGUACAAAAUGAAGAGGGUGAAAGUGUAGUGCAGUUCUUCUGGCUGGAUGCUUUUGAGGACUACUUCAAAAAUCCAGGCACAGUUCACAUGUUUGGAAAAGUUAGAAUUCCGGAUUCCAAAGCACAUGUCAGCUGUUGUGUCACCGUUCGAAACAUUCCUAGAAGAUUGUUCUUGUUACCCAAAGAAUCAGCAUCUGAUGACGCAGAAGAAAUGGCAGUCAUGAAAACAGUCUACAAUGAAUUCACUCAAAUUGCCGAGAGGCAUCGAAUUGAAGAGUUCAAGACCAAGGUUACCACGAAGCUUUAUGCUUUCGGAAAAAAGGGUGUUCCUGCGGAAGCCAGGUACUUGGAGAUCCUGUAUCCUGCUCACUAUCCUGCACUGCCAAGUGACUUGAGUGGGAAGUCCUUUAGUGCUGCUUUUGGAAUGAACACAUCAAGCCUGGAAGCUUUACUGAUCAACCAAAAGCUAAAAGGGCCUUGCUGGCUUGAGCUCAAGAAUCCAGUACCUCCAAGUGUUCCAGUCAGCUGGUGCAAGGUAGAGGUUGUGCUAAACAAGCCAGAGAAUGUUGUUGUUUCUAAAGCAGAGGCUCCACCACCCCUUGUUGCAGCAACCCUGAGUCUGCGAACCGUCCACAACCCAGUCACAAGUCAGAAUGAGGUUGUUGCUGUGUCAGUGCUGGCUCAUCAUGCUUUCCCCAUUGACAAGCAGGCACCCCAGCCUCCUUAUCAGACUCAUUUCUGCGCCCUCAGCAAGCCAUCUGGCACAAUUUUCCCAUACCGUUUUAUGAAUGAAGUGGCCAACUUCAAGAACACCUCUCUGGAAGUGAUGGACUCUGAACGUUCUUUGCUGACUUUCCUCAUUGCAAAGCUCCAGAGGUUGGACCCUGACAUCUUAAUUGGCCAUGACAUUCAGAGCUUUGACCUGGACGUAUUGCUUCAUCGCAUGCUUACGCUCAAGAUUUCAAACUGGUCCCGCCUUGGGCGGUUGAAGCGAGGAAAUGCUGGUGCCCUGGGCAAGACAGCUGACAAGCAGAUUACACCUGGUCGCCUUGUGUGUGAUGCCAAAGUGUCUGCCAGAGAGCUGGUGCAAUGCAAAAGCUACGACUUGUCUGAGUUGGCCAGGACAUUGCUACAUAAGGAAUAUGUGCCGCUCACUGCAGAGCAAGUCCUGGACAUGUACAGAGAUUCUGGCCAGUUGUUGAAACUUGUGGAGCUGACCAUGAUGGAUGCCGACUGCUGCCUGCGUGUCGUCAGUGAGCUGAAUGCAAUUCCUUUGGCAUUACAAAUAACAAACAUUGCUGGAAAUGUCAUGUCCAGGACAUUACUGGGAGGCCGAUCACAAAGAAAUGAAUACCUUCUGCUGCACGCGUUCAGCGAUCGCAACUACAUAUGCCCUGACAAGGUCUUCAAAAAACAAGGUCCUAAGACACAUACCCAUGAGGAAGACGAGGAGGAAGCUGAACAUACAACUGCUAGCAAGAAAUCUAAAAAAGGUCCUUCCUAUGCUGGUGGCCUGGUGCUUGAACCAAAGAAAGGUUUUUAUGACUCGUUCAUUCUGCUGAUGGACUUCAACAGUCUGUACCCAUCGAUCAUUCAAGAGUACAACAUUUGCUUCACAACAGUUAGCGUUUCUGGCAGUGAUGAGUCAAAGGAUGAAGAUUACAUUCCUAAACUGCCCAGCCCUACUUUGGAGCAGGGCAUACUACCUUCUGAAAUUCGAAAACUUGUUGAGAGAAGAAGGCAAGUCAAGUCAUUAAUGAAGGGUGCUGAGGGUGACUCCGAGUUAUACCAGCAGUAUGACAUCAGGCAGAAGGCAUUAAAGUUGACAGCCAACAGCAUGUAUGGAUGUCUGGGGUUCUCAAACUCUCGUUUUUAUGCAAAGCCUCUGGCAGCGCUCAUCACAAGCAGAGGCAGAGAGAUCCUGAUGCAGUCCAAAGAACUUGUUGAAAAGAUGGGCUUUGAAGUCAUCUAUGGAGACACUGAUUCUAUCAUGAUCAACACCAACUCCAGAGACUUCAAAGAGGUCACAAAAAUGGGAAACAAGAUCAAGGCAGAAAUAAAUAGGUUCUACAAGCAGCUCGAGAUUGACAUUGAUGGCAUCUUCAAGUCGAUGUUGCUUUUGAAGAAGAAAAAGUAUGCGGCAGUGUGUGUCACAUUUGGACCCAACAACCAGCCCGUUGAAAGCAAGCAGCUGAAGGGAUUGGAUGUGGUGCGACGUGAUUGGUCAGAAGUAGCCAGAAAGACCGGCCAAUUUGUCAUCGACCAAAUCUUGUCAGAGAGCUUGCGUGAAGAAAUCAUAGAUAGGAUAAACACUUUCCUAAUGCAUCUUGCUACCAAGAUCCAAGAGAACUCACUUCCACAGUCUGAUUACUGCAUCACAAAGCAACUCACCAAAAACCCCGAGGACUACCCAGACAAGAAAAACUUGUGCCAUGUUCAAGUUGCUCUGCGGCUCAACAGCAAAGGCGGCAAGAAGCUGCGUCAUGGUGACACUGUCACCUACAUCAUAUGCAAUGAUGGAAGCCAACUGCCUGCCUCACAGAGGGCUUACCAUCCAGAAGAGUUGAAGACAAAUGAAAACCUUUCAAUUGAUAAGCACUACUACUUAUCUCAACAAAUCCAUCCAGUUGUGGCCCGGAUAUGUGCUCCCAUUGAGGGAACAGAUGCUGCCAUGAUUGCAGAAGUCCUUGGCUUGGACCCACACCAGUACCGGAAUUACAGCUACAACAGAGACGACGAUCCCAGUGCCAAACUGAGCAUGGCUAAGACACUAAACCUGAGCGAUUACAAGGACUGCCAGAGGAUCAGCUUCUGCUGCCCUGUUGAUAAUUGCAGUUCCACAAUCACUGUGGAACACAUUUUUGAAGGAACUGGAAAGAACCUUAAAUUUAGUCUUGCAUCAUGUCCUGGUUGCAAGAUUGACUUGUCCAGCUACCUCAAUGCUCUUUGCAAUCAAAUGACUUUGGUCAUUCGAUCGUUUAUCCAGAAGUUUUAUUUGGGCUGGCUUGUCUGUGAGGACUCUGCUUGUGGCCACAGAACACGGCAGGUGCCUCAGGUUUUUGGCAAAUCUGGCCCUGUUUGUGCUGCAUGCCAAAGAUCAGCCAUGCUGCCAGAGUACAAAGUUUCCGACCUGUACAGACAGCUGACUUACUUCAGCAAGCUCUUUGAGUUCUCCAGGGCACAAGCAACUCUCUCGGAGAUCGAAAAGAGGAUGCCGUGCGUGACAUGUCCCGAGACGGAGCGGACCUGCCGGCACCUGCAUCAGGUGGCCAAGCGGUACCUGUCGCGCAGUGCCUUCAGCGUCGUCUCUCUGCGGGACUUCUUCCGCGACGCCUUCCGGCCGCUGGACCUGCGCGCCAACGUCGCCGCCAGUGAGGGCGCAUUGCUAGACUAAGGAUACGCCGCCGGGCGUUGUGUACUGACUGGGUGCGACGGUGUCCCACUGGGCGCUGUCCUUGCCAUCUGGUAUACGCAGCGACACAACCACGUGUAGCUGUACUUUAGGCGUCACGCCCGCGCGUCUGAUGCACGCUACGCGAUUCGCAACGCUAUAUGCGCAGUCCACAGUUGCCUUUCACGCGGCGAUCACUUAAGGCAGCAACGCGGGAACGUGUUUGAAUCGUGUUAUGGCUUGCACACUGCGCAGCGUGAAUUGGACGUGGAGUCGCCGUGCCGAAAAUGCGCGUACAAUGUGUGUACUUGCCACUUUCCAGCGAAACUUUUCUCAUUUCGCCACUCAAUGCCUCGUGGUUUGUGCAAAAUUCGCUGCACCGCAUAUAGGCCUCUUCCUUGUACUGGCAGCACAAACUUUCGAAAACGCCGGCGGCCGGCAGCUGGCUGCUGUGGAAAUCGUCCGUGGUUCCGUCAGCCGGGUUCUGCUUGUGAUUUCUUGUAUACGAUGUCAGUGGUGAGCUUCCACAUGAGUUUGGGAACACUUUAAAAAAAAAAGGAGCAAAACGUCUUAUGUGCAUGGUGUUUUUAGUGAAGAAUUUUAAUUGGAUGCAGCAGUUUAGCCACGACAUCCCCGUGUUUAACAUCUUUAUGAACAGGUUCCUUGACUGUGCGUUACGAGACCGCUAGCUUACACAGAAGCUCAUGCACUCCCGAUGUUGCGACGUACGCUCGCACGCUUUACCUGCCUGUGUAAGUCUCUUCGUUUUUGUAAUUGCGAUGCAUUGAGUGUUUUGCUACAGUAUUUUGUUGGGUCUGUAUUUAAAACUGUGCGAUUGAUCUUGUCUGUAUUAACUUCCAGAUGUAUUUGUGUAUGAAGUUUGUUUUAAAGAAUGUGUUUAAACUUUGUGUUCGUGUGUUUUACGUUUUGUUGCCGUUGUUCUAUUUUAGCCGUUCUUUCUUAAUCUGC